Molecule: messenger RNA, 2336 nt
Organism: Drosophila grimshawi
Lineage: Eukaryota; Metazoa; Arthropoda; Insecta; Diptera; Drosophilidae
Product: polycystin-2
Exons: 1
Coding region: 65-2305 (746 amino acids)
Biological process (GO): detection of mechanical stimulus
Cellular component (GO): membrane
Molecular function (GO): calcium ion binding; calcium channel activity
Source: RefSeq, a predicted model, not a curated record
UGUUUUGUUCAAAUUAAAAACGAGUGGAACAUUUUUGCAAUACUUCUAGAAUAAAGUAAAAGCAAUGGACAGACACACAAGACAUAAAUGGUUUUUUGCAUUCACAGUUUUUAUUAUACUGACAUGCGUGUUUUUGAUGAUUACCUAUUCGGGCUUUGAGCACGAGUCGACAAAUGGGAAAAAUCUUCUACUGAUAAUACUGAUUGUAUUGUUCUUCCAAACAGUAAUCGCAGAUCCAAUUAAAUAUCUAAUAAUUUCCAUUGAUAUGGCUUUUUGGCCACGAAGCAUGGCCAAGCAUCGCAAAGACACAAAAGAAGACGAAAAGGACUAUAACCGCCUCAAUUUCCUCAAGCAACGGCUGAGCAGUAUGCGCGUUCAGAUGCUGAUCACCGAGCGCUACCGCAACCAGACCUUGAACCAUGAAUACAAGGAUAUUGUAAAAGAUCUGUUGCUCUAUGGGAAGUACUUUCUCAUCUUAAUCUGCGUGGUGGUGUUGCCACGUGACCAGCUAAUGUACUACAACACGGCCAAAAUGAAAUAUCUGCUCAUGCGUAAUCAUUCCGAAUAUAUUGGACUAAAGGAGAUUAAUCACCUUAAUCAGCUUUUCGAUUUUGUAAAGUCAUCGCUAGUCGAUGCCUUCAACGAAGGUACGAGCGAGGGCGCAUCCUGGGUCCACUCCGAACAAAAUAAAAUACUUGGCGUCGUUCGGCUGCGCCAGUUGCGCCUGGCCAAAGAGGACUUCGGCUGGGGUGUUCCCAAAUUUACAGAUCUUAUGUAUAUGCCCGGCUGGAAGUUGCCUUACCAACGACUGCUCUAUACCCACAAAUAUUGGCGCGUCUACGAUCCGUGGCUACCCAUAAAUGGGCAACACGAUUUUACAUCCAGCGUACUUCUAAACUUUGAUCACGUUGGUAAAUUUCUGUAUUAUCCGGAACUUUGUGGGUACGUCGCAUUGCUUGCCCGCAGCAGGCAGAACAGCAUGAAAAUACUUGAUUUUCUUACUGAUAACCAAUGGCUUAACUAUAACACGUCAGCGGUAUUUAUGGACUUUACCCUCUACAAUGUGGAUGCAGAUAUGUUCAGCGUGUGCACAUUGCGAAUGGAACAACUGCCAUUUGGCAGUGUUAUACCAGAUGUGACAUGUGAGAGUAUUGCGAUGAUUAAUGAUGCAUUGCAGCUACACUACAUCGUGAUCCUGGUGUUGGUCGUCUACUUGGUAGUCGUAUUACAGUUCAUUCAGGCAUUCAUCGUGAACUUGUGGUAUCAGCCUGACAAGCUGAAGAGCAUGUGGUACAAACUGGACUUGAUAAUUGUUCUUCUCAAUGUAUUUUUGUUAUUUGUUAUCAUCGUACGUUUAAUACUGAUAUCGUCGCUGCUGAAGAGUUUGGCGUUCUCCAAUAAGAUGUCAUUUCUCGACUUUCGAAAGCCGGCGCGCUUGUAUAUGCUGACAAACAUAUUGACUGGAUUUCUAAUCUGCAUAACUACGCUGCGAUUGUGGAAAGUGUUGCAGUUCUCGAAAGUAUUUCAGCUAUUUACGAACACCCUGUAUCUUGCCUGGAAGGCUUUGGCCAUCACUGCCCUGGCAAUACUAAUCAUCUUAAUGGCAUUUGGCAUUGCGUUUACUAUCAUCAACGGCAAUAACAGCCCCCACUUUGUUCAACCGGUAAGCAGUGUUAUUACAGCAUUGUGCUUCUCGGUUGGCUUCAGUCAGCAGCUCAAUCCAUCGGAUCUCUUUCAUGGUGGCAAAUUUAUUGGCAUGUUAAUGUAUGCUGCCUUAGGAUUUGUGGUUUCUGUGCUGCUAGUCAAUGUGUUUAUUACAACGAUCCAUGAUUAUUUUACGAUUGCAAAGUCUGAGCGCAAUGCCAAUUUCAGGCGAGAAAUCACAUUUUGGCAAUUCUUGCGUGUGGAAUAUUAUGGUGUCUAUAGAUUCUAUAAGUCGUUGCCUUUUAUAAGAAAGGAAUACAAACGCCACAAUCGUACUGUGGCUGAGAAUAUCCAACACACCUUGGAUAACGUCGAUAAACUUGCACAAAUGAAAGCUCGAGCCAAAAGGCGUGUAUUGAGCAGCACGGAGAAAGUUGAGGAAUAUAAGGAUGAGGAAACUCGACAGGCAGAGUACAGAGAACGUGUGGAGCACAUGUAUGCGAUCGCAUCUAUUUUGAAUAUUCAAAUGGAAAUACUUGAACGUCUGAUAUUUGAUAGCGACAAAAAAAAGAAAAGGGAGAGGAAAAAAAAUCGACGCGAUCAAAAUCCUAUGCAAAACAACCGAGAAGGUUUUAAUGAUAAAAAUGAUAGCGUUGUGUAAUUGCCUAAAUACAUAUAUUCGUCUAAUAAUA